This is a messenger RNA of Pseudo-nitzschia multistriata, 2875 nucleotides long. NCBI's taxonomy places the organism in Eukaryota, Bacillariophyta, Bacillariophyceae, Bacillariales, Bacillariaceae. The record is from the annotation of a GenBank genome assembly.
AGGUACUACUGUACAAUACUCGUACUUUCGGAAAAGUGAAACUGAUGAUUUUUGGCCUUGGUCAAUCUGCCCCUCCCUCCUUCAAUACAAUCUUUGGGAAAAGAAAGAAAAUACAAUACCACAAAACAGCGCAUCGUUUUUUGUUUUGGUCCGACGCUUCUUCUAAUCCGUUCUCAAGAGUACCGGUACGAGUACGAGUACGAAACUUCCCUGUCGUUCUUGAUCCUACUAUCUCGAUCUGAUUGACCUACUAAUUCACUAGAAUCCCAGUUGCUUCCAGGUCUCAAAACAACAAAAAAUUGGAACAACAAUACAUUAUUAGAUUGCAUUCGUGGUGAACACUUUGCACUCCACUCUUAUCGGUUUACAUCAUACCACUUCCUCAACGCACCUUAAGUCGACGCAAAUCCACCAGAUAAGAUGAAGAUUAUCGCGAACUCGAAGAAGACGAUGCCGGCUGCUGCCGCCGCACUGGCAAUGCUGCCAGCGAUCAGCACCGACGCUUUCGUGAUGCCGGGACGCAAAGCUGCUGUGGCGAGUGUCACGUCCUCGUUUUCUCCCACUUCGUUGGUGGCGUCUACGCUUGAAACCCCGAAUGUUGUAGUCGGAGACAAUGAAUUAUCAAAGGAUUCAAAUUCAAAGCCCCGUACUUCGCUAGAUGUACGCAUCCACGGAGAGUGGUACGAUCUCACAGGUAGGUAACGAAAUGAAGUGCACCUAAUGGCUUUAAUGAUGGACAGAGGAGACGCAACCGGAAAGAAAAAAGAAAGUAGCCAACUCACGGCAACAUUCUCGAAACGGAAAGAAUCGGAUGAGAACUGAUGAUCUGGAUUUCGUUUUGACUCCCGAACGAUGCUGUGUUUGUCUUUGACAUAAUCACACGGUCUGCUUUGUUCAGAAUGCACUGCUUUUGUUUGUUUUUCUAACCGAUCCUGCAACAUCAAUCCCAACUACUUCGAUGGAAUGCGUUGUCGCAAUUCUCUGUUUCAUACAAAAAUUGAACGAACACCAAACAAACGAUUCUCGAACCCUGACACACAGGGUGGAGAAAGGCUCACCCUGCCGGAGAACACUGGAUCGACUGGUACGACGGUCGUGAUGCCACUGAAGUCAUGGACGGCUUCCAUUCCGAAAAGGGUCGCAAAAUGGUCAAGCGUCUGCCCAAGACCAAGCCCGACGUCCGCGAUGUUUUGGAAGCCAAUGCAACACCCGACAGUGACACUCAAAUUGCCUUUCGAAAGCUCCGGGAUCAGCUUGAGAAGGACGGCUGGUGGAAGCGCGACUUGAAACACGAAUCCAAACUGCUGGGCAUUUGGGGAUCUCUCGUUGCGUUCGGUGCGGUAGCGGCUAGGACUGGUCACCCCGUUAUUGGAACGGUGUUGCUUGCUCUCUCCAUGACGGCCGCUGGAUGGCUCGGGCACGAUUACAUUCACGGAGUCGACCCCUUUUCCGACAAGCUUCGGAAUUUUGCGGCAAUGGCGGCUGGAUUGCUACCUGUGUGGUGGUCCGACAAGCACAAUAAGCACCACGCGCUCAGUAAGUGUACUUGAACGAAAUUCAUGCAACCGAACACAAAUCAAACUACCGACUAGUUUAAUGAAUUUAUUUCUUCCUUUCUAACAAUAUCUUCUUCGCUCUCCACCGCCACACAAUUUCUUUUUCUGUUUCAAACUACAGCCAAUGAGCAGGGUGUGGAUGAGGACAUUGCUACUGACCCUUUCUUAUUUCAGUGGGCACCCUCCCCAGAAAAUGAUCACCCACUUCGAAAGAUCCAGCACUUGAUUUUUUAUAUUCCAUUUAGUUUCCUAUUCGCCCUGUGGAGAAUCGAUUCCGUGAAGGUUGCCAUUUCGAGUGUCCGACAAAAACGUGCCGGAUCCAAACCCGGGCUCUACUCAAUUCUCUUUCACUACACCUGGUUGUUCGCCAUCUUCCCCAUCAAGGUGUGGUUACCCGCCAUUUUCAUGUCCGGUCUACUCAGUGCCCUGAUUGUUACGCCCACACACCAAUCAGAGGAAAUGUUUUCUGAAUAUCAACCAGACUGGGUGACAGCACAGUUCCAAUCCACUCGCAAUGCCGUCGCUACCAACCCGUUUUCUGAAUGGCUCUGGGGUGGUAUGCAAUAUCAGCUCGAACACCACCUUUUCCCAUCCAUGCCUCGCAUGAACUAUCCCAAGCUCAGGCCAAUCCUGCAAAAGUUUGCAAAGGAUAAUAACGUUCCCGGUGGAUAUCGCGAGUCGGGUGAAUUUGAGAUCCUGAAAAUGAACUGGGACCUUUACCGUAGGGUAGCGAAGGCCGACCCCGUGCCCGGAGCCCCCUCGUCGCGUGGUACCAUUGGACAACAGGGUGGAAUACUCGACUCGGACAACAGUCCUGCUGCGGCAUUGGCAAGGGCCUCGCAAAUCGCUUAGACAAAGAAGGAACAAGAAAGUACGAUUGUUGUUGUCUUGUGAUAUCGAUAGAUGAGACGCUUUCGAAGGCGGUCCUCUCCAAACAAUACGUUACCAGCCAUGCAUUGCUACUGCUGCUGCUUUCUGGGGAUGCGAACAGAUGCAACGUCGUGUUUUCUGUCCACAGGCCUCAGACCUACUGAAGGACUAUUUUCCAGCUUCGAAGAGUUUCAAGUGUGCUACCCAGACUGUACGAAUUGGUUCUGAUUGUUAUACAUAUCAUAACACAGCAAACAUGCGCCAGGUUGGUAGUUGCUUUGCUGGUGGCGGCUGUCGUGAGAAUCAAGUCGGUGCAUCGAAUAACUUGUACAGUAAUGAAAUACGCAUAUUUUCCAAAUAGCAGUCAUACUUGGCUUUUCCUUCACAAUUCAUACUUCGCUAAUGCGAGGAGCUAUCGACGUCGUACAAGGAACACCUCAAGUUUAAUU